Molecule: messenger RNA, 1830 nt
Organism: Aspergillus thermomutatus
Lineage: Eukaryota; Fungi; Ascomycota; Eurotiomycetes; Eurotiales; Aspergillaceae
Exons: 1
Coding region: 1-1830 (609 amino acids)
Molecular function (GO): protein binding
Source: RefSeq, a predicted model, not a curated record
AUGGUGGCCCUUUUCCUCGAGAAUGGAGCUGAUCCCGAUCCUCUAUACAACCCAACUUUCCAAUCAAAGUCACAAUUUGAGUCAUGGGAGGUUCUAUUCUCUUCUUCAGUUUCUCCUCGUCGAUACCGAACCCCGAAAACGCAAAACGCCCCUCCGGAACGUUUUGCUUCAAAUGAACCUGGUAUUUGGAUUACUUGUUCCGAGGCUGCGCGCCACAUAUGGAGCUCUCGUGUCCAAGAAUAUGAUGAUGAGCAAGUGCUUAUCUUCCUGGACCAUCUGAUAUACGAACACAGCACACAUUUCAGGAAUCUCUGGAGAAAAGGGGAAGCAACCCCAUUUCUUUGGGCUCUAAGGGGAGGUCACUUUGACCUAGUCACGAGGCUGCUCAAAGCUGGAGUGAGUAGAGAGGUCCUUAAGAGUGGCACGGAUAUUCUCGAAGAAGCUGUUAAAUCCGGAAACACACAUAUCGCUGAGCUGCUGCUCGACGAGUUAGUCGAUCCAUCAGUUGCGAAUUCACAAGUAUCAUCCCUGGUUUUGCACGCGGCUGCAACAGGAGACAUUGCAAUGAUGAAAAUGCUUUUUUUGAGGCCGGGCAUUAGUCGGCAGGUCGCAGACUUAGCAUUUUUUCGCGCAAUAUCCGGUGGGCAUAUUAAAGGUGUCAACUUCCUUUUGAAGAAGGGAGUCAACCCACAUACUGUGACAGAACAUUCAACUUCUCGGACACCUCUUCAUGUUGCCGUGCUCCGGGAAGACCUGAGCAUAGUAAGGCUUUUGCUAAAGAAGCAGAUUGCCUUCGAUGCUAAAGAUGAACACGGUCGGACGCCAUUAUUCUAUGCGGUCCACCGGGGGCAGGGAUCUAUCGCACAGCUUUUGCUUCAACAUGGUGCUGACCCAAACACUACAGAGAGUGGUUGCAAGAAGCCGAUACUCUAUAAUGAUAGACUAGGUUCUCAGACGAUCCCGGAGCUGAGAUUCCGGAAUAACCAGAAGAAAGUUGGUGGCCAAACGCCGCUUUUUUUCGCUGCAGGAACUGGACAUGAGAGCAUGGUUGAGCUUUUGCUUGACUACGGUGCCAAACCAGACCACCAAGACGAAUUUGGAGAAAGACCCAUCUUAUGGGCGGCUGCGCGAGGAUUUGAGCCAAUUGUGAAAAUGCUUAUUGACAAGGGUGGAAAUGUGAAUUGUUCUGAUGAUUCGAAUCAAUCACUGCUGCUUUGGGCUCUUGGACAAGGCGAGAUGGGCUUAAUGCAAAAGAUAGCAAGAGGGGAAGGGGAUGGAGUGCGGCGUGGCCAUGUAAUUGGUGACAUGGAGGCAGUGGUGAACUUAUUGCUUCAUCAUGGCGCAGACCCAAACACCGCUGACGGAAAGGGGCGAGGACCUAUAAACUUGUUGGUGGAAUGCCGUUAUGACUCAAAAUCUCUUGUGAAGCUGCUUUUGAAGGCAGGAAGCGAUCCGAAUAAAAAGGAUAAGUAUGGCCGCACGCCCCUAAUGGGCGCCACAGUCCGUGGAAAGGGAAAUAUUGUGGCAGCACUACUUGAGGCUCCAGAUAUUGACCGAGAUGCAACUGAUCUCUUUGGUCGUACAGCACUCAUGGAAGCCAUGUCGAGAAACCAACCUCGCAUUACAAAGCUUUUAUCACAAGACCGCGGGGAAGAUCUCGCCUGCGAUUCUUCCGAUGAUGGUGAUGAAUUUGAGGAUGAUGGCGACGUAAUGUGUGAUAUAUGUGGAGCCUCGACUGGUGACCAAUUUGAUAUCUGCGAAGAGUGCAGGAGAUGUGGCGCAACAUGCUUGGAUGACACGCACCGGUUGGCCAAGCGACAGAAAAGAUGA